Bursaphelenchus okinawaensis is the source of this 3338-nucleotide messenger RNA. The record is from the annotation of a GenBank genome assembly. Lineage: Eukaryota; Metazoa; Nematoda; Chromadorea; Rhabditida; Aphelenchoididae.
AUGAUAAAGUCUUCGGAUGUAAGUUCAAAUUUGAAUCUAUUUUCUAUAUUAUCCUUCUUUUUCAAGCGGUUUCUUACUUUUAGGUUUUUUUUGUGUUUUAAUUACCUUGUUCAGUCUUUUUAUUUAAAACACUGUUUUCAGAAGUCUUUACGGAUCCGUUACGUUGAUAGCACGUCAAUUCCAGUGCUGGAACGAGUGUUUGAGCGUGAAAAGGUGUUUCUGGUCGACAAAGUUGAUGGAGUAAGUCGUUUUACCUAUAUUAUUAUAUGUUUAGGCUGUUAUUCCAAGGAAAGUCGUUCAACAAGCUGCCAAGACUGUUGUGAAGCAAGAAUUAGUGAAAAGUGUCGAUAAUGGUCUACAGUUGGUUGGCGACCCAUUAGAAGUUUCGAUGAUUGACUUGGACUUGGAAACAGAACGUAUUGGUGAAUGUAUCUAUGGAAAUGGCCUUGAUAAAUUUCAGGAUAGGAUAGAUAUACAACCACUUAGCCAUGUUGAAGCUGCAAAUGUGAUUAGGAAGUUGGUUUUUUUAUUUAUUUGUUUUUUUUUUAUUUUUAGGUUUGAUCAAGGUGAAUAUAAAUUAGGUUGAGUUAAAGUUAACAACUUUUUUGAUAGGGAAUCUAAUGACGUGAACUUUUUUCAGAAGGUAUAUAGUUCAUUUUGUCAACUGCUUUCUUAAACAGAAGUUUUUAAUCCAUAGGUUUUUGUAACUUAUAGUAGGUUAAGCGUUACCUACUCUUUUGAAGCUUAGAAGUUUAAAAAAUAAUUUUUUGUCAAAUUAUUAGUGUUUUAACGCUUUUCUUGUAUAACAUGUCGUAUUUCAGAGUAUCAGACACUGCUUUUAAACAAAAAUUGGCCGGCAUCUCUGGUGUUAACAGUCUGAAAGAGUUCAAUAUGGUGGUAUGUGCUGACAGUGCUGAUGUUCAAAACGUUGUUGUCUAUGCUGUCAAAGUGACAAAAGAAGAAAUUGUGGAAUAUCAUGUACGUUUGCUGGGCAAUCUCAACGAUGGUAUGAUGCAAGGAUUGGCACGGCAGAUGAUGAUAUACGGUCAUGUUGAGAACGUCACCUAUCACGCGAUCUACGAGGAUAUGAAUGGAAGUUUUGGUAUUCCAACGUUCUCAAGUUGGCUCAGACCAAUCUCUGUGGUUGGAUUCUUGGGUAAUGAGGAUGAUUUGAGUGAGCAGGACAAGUUUGAGGACGAAAUGGUUCGCGCGUCUUUCAAAUUCGAUGUGGAAUGGAAGGAAUCGGCCAAAGUUUUGGAGAAUUUCGUCAAUUAUUGGGAGACUACGAAGAAGAAUGGCACUUUUAAUGCAAAGUUGGCUUCUCCUUUUGAGCUUUUUCAAACUCCCGACACUUUGGGACAUGUUAACCUUGUAGGUUUUUCGAUUUUUGGUGGAAAUAUUAGAUUACUUUAUAUUGUGGUAGAUGAAAUGCAUUUUCUUUUGAAAUAAAUGGAUAAAGGGCAAUUAGUUUAUAAAUUAUAGGUAACAAAAGGUCUAUGUUCUUAAGCUGGUUGAUAUAAAGGUUUUUUGAUUGUUAAGAUUGUCACAUUUUAGACGAUAACACCAGGAUGGCUUGAUCCUCGAAUAAACGAUUUUGACCGGUCGAUGAAGCUUCGGUUUUUGCAUGUAUGUUUGUUUUAGCUUUAUAAUUUGAUAUAGAAGGUUUAAAAUAUUAAAAUUUUUUUUAAAUUUAUAAAAACCCAUUUUUUUAAAAAAGUUUGAUAUUAUAGUAGUUUUUGCUUCAGAACCUGGCUAAAGACGACAAUAUUCAAUGGCCGAUGAAGGAAAUACAACUUGAUUUGGUCAACAAGUUCAAGGAAAGCCUGAACGAAAGCGUUUGGGUCAAGCACGACGAAUUUGAUGUGAUUGAAGCCCAUUGGGACUAUUUUGCAGCAGCCAGAUCGACUGCCACUUUGAGAGAGAUGUUUAGUCAUAUUAUUACAAUGAGCGAGCAGAAGAACAUCACUGUGGCAAAUGUAGGAUAUUAUAGAGGAUUUUUUGUUUUGUGUAUGAUUUUUUUGACUUGUAGAUUAGUUUUUAUAUUCUUUGGGAAAUUUGUUACCUAAAAUCACUUUGUUUAGGUUCACGUGGACAACAAGUCUGAGCUCGCAAGAUCAGUCAUCAAAACCUCGGCCAUUCGUCGAUUGACCGACUCCAGGAUCAUCGAGUACCUGAUCGAAGUUGGAAUGGACCGAUUCCGUCGAGAAUUGCUAAUUGCCGCCGGCUCGAAACGGCCCGAAAUCGAACCACAUUUGGAGGAUUUGAGCGGCGACUACGAGGUCAUGAUGCACCAAUUGCUGAUGGUACACUUGGCUUUGCAGGGAUACGAAAUGUGCUUGAGGCGAAUUGAUAAUGUCAACUUUGUGGACAAACUGUUUGGGUAGGGGAGGGGUUGGGAUUGGUGAUGAAGGUUAUAUUGGAGAUGUGGUGAGACUAGGCUUGUAAUGAAGGUUAUAUUGGGCUUGGUUGGGGUAAGGCUAGGCUUGUGAUGAAGUUAUAUAAAGUAUGGUGAGGGUACAGCUGGGCGUGUGAUGAAGCUUAUAUAAGGCAUGAUUGGGGUUAAGAAUAGCUAUUUUGGUCCGAAAAGGGGGGUUUUGAAGACAGGGCGGGGUAAAUUUUAUUUUUUUUAUGGGUGGGUAAGGUUUUUUUAGUUUAUUAAAGAGGAAAGAGUGGUUCAAAUAUUUUUUUUCAAUUUUAGGAGGGGUGGAUUUUUUAAAAAUUUUUUGCGAGUGUGGGGAGGGGGUUGGCUUUUUAAAUUUUUUUGAAGGUUGGGGAUUAAACAUUGCUUUGAAUGGAAAGCCAUUCAAAUACGAUACUAUAUAAGAUUAACAUAUUGUUUUAGAAAGUUCUUGCAAACCUUUGAGAAGGUCAACUUUGACAACAUCAAAGACUUUGUGCUCAGUGUUCAAGUGCCGGUUUCGAAUUUGACCAAGGAUUUGUUUCAUAUGUAAGUUUAGCUCGGCUUUUUUAAACUUUUAGUUGAUGAGAAAAGAAUGGCGGUUGUAUCAAUUUUUUGAAAUUUUAAAAUUGAUUUCAAAAUUUUUAAAUAGAUUUUUAAAACGUUUUAUGUGGCUGGUUUUUUCAGAAACAACGUUCUGGAAUGGUCGGUGAACACCGAGUUCUGCGACUCAGCGACCGGUCGCAACAACCUUCACCUUCAUGUUUGUCGUAAUCAGGAGCUUCGAAGCAGGGUCGAGCCAAAGGAACGAAGAGUCAGGAUCAGAAGAUGCGAAAUGGCAGUACCAGAACUGGCCAAAAGCUUCAAUACCUACUUGACUGAAAGCAGUCACAACGAGAAUUGUUUGAACAAGCCGCUGGUUCUCGGCGGAAAGCGAUGA